AUGGCAUCUCAACAACAAAACCGCAAGGAACUCGAUGAAAAGGCAAAGCAAGGAGAGACAGUUGUUCCAGGUGGCACUGGAGGCAAGAGCCUUGAAGCUCAGGAGCAUCUUGCUGAAGGGAGGAGCAGGGGAGGACAGACAAGGAAGGAGCAGAUUGGGACAGAAGGGUAUCAGGAAAUGGGACGUAAAGGUGGGUUGAGCACUAUGGAUAAGUCAGGAGGAGAACGUGCUGAAGAGGAAGGUGCUGAAGAGGAAGGUGUUGACAUUGAUGAGUCCAAGUACAAGACUGGUGGUAAGAAUCAGAACAAGUGA
Messenger RNA from Lathyrus sativus (Indian pea), 312 nucleotides. NCBI's taxonomy places the organism in Eukaryota, Viridiplantae, Streptophyta, Magnoliopsida, Fabales, Fabaceae. The record is from the annotation of a GenBank genome assembly.